Messenger RNA from Wasmannia auropunctata (little fire ant), 892 nucleotides. Its product is annotated as odorant receptor 49b-like. Gene Ontology annotation, biological process: sensory perception of smell; detection of chemical stimulus involved in sensory perception of smell. Gene Ontology annotation, cellular component: plasma membrane. Bases 67 to 789 code for a protein of 240 amino acids. The transcript is spliced from 5 exons. The record is from RefSeq and is a predicted model, not a curated record. Lineage: Eukaryota; Metazoa; Arthropoda; Insecta; Hymenoptera; Formicidae. Gene Ontology annotation, molecular function: odorant binding; olfactory receptor activity.
AAACCUAACGAAGAAGCAGUCAUUCAACGAUACAUCGAUAAAUGCGUCUAUUUCUAUGGUGGAUCUAUGUUUUGGAUUUACAUGAGUGCUGUCUUCAUUAUAUCUGGACCUGUUACGCUAGAUCAACCAUUUCCAACAAACGCCGAGUAUCCGUUUAAUGUUUAUCAUCAACCUCUAAGAUCUAUCAUCUUCAUACAGCAGAUUAUAGCUUGUAUGCAAGGUGCUGCUCAGGAAUGUAUGACUAUUUUUAUGGCGCUCUUAAUAUGGUUUACGUCGGCAAGGCUUGAAAUAUUAGUCGAAAAAUUUCAAAAGGUCACAAACAUUUAUGAAUUAAAGAAAUGCAUUCAAGAACAUCAAAAUCUAUUGAAAUACGCGGAAGAAGUGAUUAUUUUAAUUCGCCCUUUUGCAUUAUCGACUGUGUGCCUUAGUACUACCGCAUUAAUAAUAAUAGGCCUCAUCUUAUUAACCGAUCAACCAUUGUCAAUGAAAGUUCAAUGCGUUGGUAUAAUUUUUAGUGGAUUAUCAGUGGUAUUUAUGUUUACGUGGCCAGCAGAACAUUUGAUUCAUAUAAGCGAUGAGAUCGGACAGGCAGUUUUUGAUACGGAAUGGUACCAACAAUCACUUGAUCUGCGGAAGAUUGUACAGAUAGUUAUGUUAAGGGCUCAAAAACCAAUAAUUAUUUCAGUACCGUGCGUUAUCCCCGUAUUAUCUUUAAAAUACUAUGCAUCGUAUUUAUCGACUAUAUUUUCCUAUUUUACGACGCUACGAGUAGCCGUGCAAAAUGUCUGAGAUGGAGUGAGCAAGAAUAUUAUCGAUAAAAUAAAAAAAUAUGCUAGCAAUUAUAUUAAAUAUUUAAAAGUCAAUAUAUUUGUUUCAGUAUUAUGCCAAUUAU